UCUCAAAAUGACACGUUGCAGGACUCUUUUGAAUUUAGAACAUUGUAGGGAGAUUAUUGAUCGCUUUUGUUAAACUAGGUCAUAACUCACAAUGAAAGUAGAGACGAAAUAUUUAGGAAAAAAGUCUCAAAGCGAAAAAUUUAAGGUUCUCAAUGAAGAGGUUCGUUCGUUCUACGACUAUUGCAAAGAAAUUGGAGUGAGUGAUGAUGAAAUGGAUAUUAUUUGUCGUCCUCUAUUGAACACUGUAAAAAAGGCGACAAUGAAGAGAUGGCGAAGAAUAAUCACAGCAAUUAUUAUAUUUCUUGCAAUAUUUUACAUUGUAUGUCAAACCGAUACAUUUCAAUGGCAUGCCACGGCCGUUGCUCGGGUGACUCUAAUAAAAUUACUGCCACUGUGGAAUUGGACACCUCUGUAUCAUAACCAAUGCAUUAUAGAGAGGAUUCCCCAGAAGUUCGAUGGAAACGCAGUGUCGACGAAGGAUUGUGUCACAUGUGAAGCUAUCCAAAACAUCGCGAGAAUCUCGAACACAGACCAUAAUGAAGUGUUUAAUAAUCACUUAAUGCGCGGCGCACCCGUUAUCGUCACAGAUGCGAACAUAGAAUGGCCGACUGGCGAAUACAAUUUCACAGGACUAGUCAACAACGACGAUAGACUUCGUGAGUCUGUUCCGUGCAGAAUUCUCACUAAUAUCCGCACUGGAAAGCAACCCAUGGACCUGCAGGAGAUCGUCCACCGCAUUACUGAAAGCACCAUUCCUAGUUGGUUUAUUCACUUCCAGAAUUGCGACAUUCGUGCUGUGAAAACUUUCCGCAUCCUUGCACCACGCCCGUAUUUCAUAUCAUCAGAGAUCCCCCCAUCCCAUUUCAAUUGGCUGAUCAUAUCCAAAAAUUACGACACGAAAAGAUUCAAGCAAUUGGAGUUCGAUAUCGGCUUGAUAGUAAUAUCUCAACUGAAGGGCAAAAACUAUAUUCAGUUGAAACCUCGGGACAGCUGCAAGAAUAUCUGUAGUGUGCUAAGCGUCGAGUUGCUGGAAGGUGAAACUUUAGUUUUGAGCAAUUUGCUUUGGGAGUUUGAGUAUUUGCCCGGUAAAGGCAAUAACUUUGCUCUGAUAACGGAGACAGAUUGGGUGGAGACAUUAUUGGAUUAGUUUUUUAUUGCUUGGCAUGGUUCAUGAUAUUAUACUUAGCUAUAUUUGUAGGUUAAGCACGCUCAUGUAACACCGAUUUGUUUAAAAUAAAGCUUCAGUAAAAACCGAUAAAAAAUUACGGGUUAUGUAAAAGUAUCAUCUAGAACACUAUCCUUAUUAGAUAUUAAUGAUCCGAAUGCGACUUAACGGAUCAAUACACUAUUAUAAAUAUUAAUUAUUAAAUAUACCUUAAUCUUUUUCUUUUCAAUAAACCAAGACAUGGUAGAAGAAUAUGAAAGAUUGUGGAUGAUAAGAAUAUUCCAAUUUCAGAUUGCAAUAACUCCAGAAACUCAGGCGUCUUUUAAUUCGACUAAUCCAUAUUGGUGACAGGUGCGAUUUCGCUACAUAAGCCCACAAUGUUUUUUUUUAUUUAAUUGUGUGAAUGGAAUUGCCAAAUAAUGAGCAUAAAUCGUGGCUACACCCAGAUAUUGCUUAAUUAUGGCCAAAAACAUUCCCAAAUCACGGUAGUAUGGCCGCAUUAGCAUUUUUAGAACAUCUUCAAUGUAAUGACAAGAAAUAUCCCUGGGACCAUAAAAAAACUCACACUUGGCAGCCGCAGAGCGGCGAAAGUUUGGAAAAAAUAAGUGGUUGGAAAUACCGAAGGCAAAAGAUCGUGCGGCCGCUCUCCAACAAGAUGGACCGACCCAAUUAAAAACUAGUCAUCCAAAUUCUCCAUGGUUGUAAAAGACCCGCUGGACAGAAACCGGUGGAGGCAGAUCAUCCGGUCCAGAUACCCUAAUACUGACCACGAUCCUCAUGUCUGAGGUCAGAAUGAGGGACCGACCCCAGAGUGAGAGGACAACCAUGAACAUUUAUGCUAUCAAACCCGAAUCUCAUUUUGAAAUCCCUGGUUUUGUUGAAAUUCAUCCAGGGUUCGUUCACAAAUUUUCUUUAAGUUAACAAACAUAAUCGUGAUUAUGGCCAAUAGUAGGUAGGUAAAUAAAAAUGAUAAAAAUAUAGGAUUAGGCUUACAACAGGCAUUGAUAUUUUUACACCGUAGACGCCUAAAAAAGGUGGAGGGAUUCAGAUACCACAAUAGGAACUAAACUGUGUAUAGUAACUAUGUGAUUGUGAGGUUAUAAGGUUGUUCAUAAAAUGGUAUUGAUUUACACUUUUUUACCUAAAUUAUAAAACCAUGUAGGCAUUAUAGAAGUUCUUGGACUUACUGGGAUUAUUGUGAUGAAUAUCACUCCUGUAAAUAAUAUCCCGCAUAAAUUAUUAUUGCGCUACUAUGUACUUGAGUAAUAAAUAUAUGUGUCUCAUUAUAUUAUACCUAACGAAAAGUUUUAA
Molecule: messenger RNA, 2476 nt
Organism: Leptidea sinapis
Lineage: Eukaryota; Metazoa; Arthropoda; Insecta; Lepidoptera; Pieridae
Exons: 2
Coding region: 92-1147 (351 amino acids)
Source: RefSeq, a predicted model, not a curated record